Tetranychus urticae (two-spotted spider mite) is the source of this 6777-nucleotide messenger RNA. It is a transcript of the gene Cad87A, whose product is annotated as cadherin 87A. The record is from RefSeq and is a predicted model, not a curated record. Lineage: Eukaryota; Metazoa; Arthropoda; Arachnida; Trombidiformes; Tetranychidae. Gene Ontology annotation, biological process: homophilic cell-cell adhesion. Gene Ontology annotation, cellular component: plasma membrane. Gene Ontology annotation, molecular function: calcium ion binding.
UGCUUUCUUGUUAUUCCCAUCAUCAUUAUCAUCAUCUUCAUCUUAUACCUUGCUUUUGCUCCUUCGGCCAACCUCUUAACCAACAAGAGCAACAAACCAAAGUGUUGUAUAACUUGUCUGUUGGUUUGGCCAAAAUGUUGAACGGACUCAAAGUGCCAAGUCAAACGAUGUAGAAGAAAAUGAAAGAUAUUUUACCAAUACUUCUGAUUAAUCUAUGAAAUUGUUUUCCAAUUUAAAUCCAUAUUCAUCAUGUUGGUUAAUUUUUGAUUUACGAUAGUUUGUUGAUUCCAUCAACAAAAAUACUUUACUCCAAUUGUUAAGGAAUCUUUUAUAACAGGUCAUCUAAUGGUUAACCUUACCAUCAGCUUAACAUCAUCCAUUUUUUAUCGUUAUCCUCAUCUUUAUCAUUGUUGUAAACGGUGACUUCAAUUAGGCCAACGGGUUAAUCUAAAUUAUAAGCGAACAGUUUUAAUUUAUUUUUGGUUUGUCUUCAUUUCUUUUGAUUUCAAUUGUUUGUUUGUUCCCAUUAUGGUUCUGUCAAAUUUUGUGUCAACUUUAACCACCAUUGUGAUACUAUUUCUGGUCUUGCCAAGUCAUGCAAAUAAACCACCGACUUUCAUCAAAAAUCUUGACCUUUCUGUGGUAAACGAAAAUAGUCCGAUUGGUUCGGUCAUUGGAACCCUCCAGGCUUACGAUCCAGAAAAUUCAAGUUUAUCUUAUGGUCUUGAAGGGACUUCCUUGUUUUCCGUUAAUCCAGUCACAGGCUCAGUUUCAGUUGCCCAAUCUAUUGACCGAGAAUCUUUAGGUGGCUCGGUUAAAUUCAAUGUUUACGUAGAGGAUAUUGUACCUAAAGGUGGCCGAGUUGAUCAGUUCAACAGCAAUAAUCGUGUUCGUGUUCCAAUCACCAUUUUCAUUAUCGAUGAAAACGAUAAUGCACCUCGUUUUGACUUGGAAGGAUCACCAACCAAACAAAAUAAUGUAAUCACUGUAAAUAUAAGUGAAGACUCGCCACCAGGAACAUUGGUUGUUGAUAGGUUGACAGCAAGAGACAUUGACUUGGUUGGAUCAAUUUUACGAGUAUCUUGUAAAAAUUGUCCUCCCCAUUUCACUGUUAAUCUGCUCAAUGAAGCGACUACUAAUUUGAUCAGUUUCUCUGUUGCUUUGAUAAAACCAAUCUCAUACCGACCCAAUAUGGAACCCAUUGAGUUAUCCUUAACAGUAAGUGAUGGGUCACACAGUUCAGCUCUUAUUGUGCAAGUGAUGGUCACCAAUGUUCAAAAUAAACCACCAGUUUUCGUAGGAUCUAAUACAGCGGUCAUUUCAGAAGACAUUCCAAUUGGUUCUCUUGUGAUGACGUUACGAGCCAUUGAUGGAGAUUCAUUAUCGGUUGAAGCAUACCGAUCAGGUGUUGAUUCAUUGAACUCUAAUGAUAUUAAUCAACGAGGACGUCCAGUUGUUUAUGAAUUGUUGACAAAUCCAAUGGAAUGUUUCAAGUUAGAUUUGAAAACUGGUCAAUUAAGAAUAGCCAAUAAAUUAGAUAAGGAAGCUUUUCCCUCUACCAAUGGUGUAAUAAGUUUAAAAGUAAAGGCCAUUGAAGUUGAUUCUAUUGAUUUACCUUAUAACAACCGAGACGAUCCUCUGGCAGUAUCCAUUGCUUCAGUCACAAUUACUUUACAAGAUGUAAAUGAUGAAGCACCGAAGUUUAAUCGCCAUGAAUAUCAAGUUACAAUUCCUGAAGGUGUUCCAAAUGGUACUCCAUUAGCAUCGCUUGAUAUGUUAGUUGAAGAUCGUGAUACGGGAUCCAAUUCAGUUUUUAAUAUUGCCUUGGAUGAUGCAUCAGGUAUUUUUUCCGUAGAGCCUCCAUUGGCCACAGGAUCAUCAUCAAUUUCAAUUAAAGUUGCCAAAGGUCCACUUGACUAUGAAAAUCCAAAUCAACGUAAAUUUAUUUUACUUGUUACGGCAACAGAAGCUUUCACUAAAGAAAGAUUAUCAUCAACCUCUACAGUAACUGUUAUGAUCGAGGAUGUCAACGAUAAUCAGCCAAUAUUUGAAGAGGAAAUGUACACUGGAACCGUUCUUGAAGAUGCUUUAGCUGGAACAAUUAUACGUACUAUAAAAGCAACUGAUCGAGAUUCGGCCAAGAUUACUUCAUUAACUUAUUCUUUGUUUGGUAAUGGUGCUCAUUUGUUUUCGGUUCAUCCUACAACUGGUGUAAUUACUGUAGCUGAAUGUGAUACACCUGGUCGAGGAAACUGUAUUGAUUACGAGACUCGUUCAUCGUACUAUUUAUCAUAUCAAGCAAAUGAUGGCUUUGGUCAAACAGCUGUGGUGCCAUUGAAAAUCAAUGUAAUGGAUUCAAAUGACAAUCCACCUGUUUUCCUACGAGAUAAAUACACUGCCAUCAUCGAUGAAGGUUCAACUAAAUUUGAACCUCCUUUACGAGUUAAAGCCCGUGAUCCUGAUUUUACAUCAGUCAUAACAUAUUCCUUGCUAUCCGGUAAUUCGGAGAGAUUAUUCUCAAUUGAACCUCGUCUAGGUGAGAUUAAGGUUAAUCAAGAGGUACGAUCCAAGGAAGAAAGGAUCAUCCUUAAAGUUCAAGCAAGUGAUGGUGGAAAAGGAUUGGCCACAGCUGACGUUGAAAUAACAGUUAGAGAUGCCAACGAUAACGCACCAGUUUUCGAGAAGGAAUCAUAUACAGCAUCAAUCUCUGAAUCAGCUGAGCCUGGUACUGUUGUAGAUCGUGUAACAGCCACUGAUGCUGAUUCUGGGUUAAAUGCCGAGAUUAAUUAUGCCAUCGAAAAAGGUUCUUUUGAUGCCUUCACCAUCGACCCAGCAACUGGUUUUGUUUCAGUUUCAAAUUCCUCUAUUUUGGAUUAUGACCGUAAACCAACUUAUACUAUUGAUAUAAUCGCUGUUGACUUAGGUGUUCCUUCUAGAACUGGAACAACUCAAUUGACUGUAAACUUGAUCAAUGAUAACGAUAAAUCUCCAUACUUUUAUCCAACAACUCAAAGAUGUCAAGUUAAUGAAGCAACACCUCCUGGAACUCGAAUCCAUCGAUUAAAUGCUACUGAUCCUGAUGCUGAUUCAGCAGCUUCACUUAUCUAUCAUAUUGAAACUGUCCAAGGUGUGGACAAAAAUGGACUUAGAAUACGUCCUCAUGACCAAAACAUGUAUGAGGUGGAAAAGUUUUUCACUAUUGACAGUGAUGGUUACAUCGUUGUCGGAUCUAAAUUGAAUCGUGAUUUGGCAACAGUGGUUACUCUAAACGUUAGCGUUACUGACAUUUCUUCAUCUACCCCAACCUCACAAAUUGGUUUUGGUAAUAUAAUUGUUACUCUAAUUGAUCAUAAUGAUUCUCCACCAACUUUCAGUCUUCCUUGGACACCUACUCGAACUGAGAUGACCUUUUCAAUUGUUGAGGAGGUUCCCAGUGGUACAGUUGUUGCAAGUUUAUUAGCAACCGAUUUAGAGUCAAAAAUCGCUAAUUACACUAUUAAGCCUGAAAGUGAAUAUUUUGAGAUCAAUGGUGACUCCGGAGUGUUAACUAUCAAAAAGUCGAUAGAUUUUGAAAAACUACCAUUGUUCAGUAUAGAUCCUGAUACUGACUCUCAAAUUAAUCAUGAUCCAAAUGAUGCUUCCCUUCCACUUAGAUUUACUGUGUACGCUUAUGACUCAGGAAUACCAGUUUUAUCAGCAACUGCAAAAGUAACAGUUAAUGUGAUAAAUAUUAACGACAAUGAGCCACAAUUUGAUGUACCAUUUUAUAACACAACAGUUCCUGAAGAUAGUCCAUCAGGUUCUGUGGUGCUUAAAGUGACUGCAGUUGAUCGUGAUCGUGGUAAAUUUGGUAAAAUUGCAUAUUCUAUAAUAAGUCAAAGUGGAUCAUCACCAGUGUCAAAUGUGGAUUCUAGUGUCAAUUCAGACUAUUUCAUCAUUGACUCAGAAACUGGAGUGAUAAAAGUUGCUCCAGGUGCAAUAUUGGACCGAGAAAAAGGCUUUCGGGAAAUAAUAGUGCAAGUUGCCGCUACAGAUAACCCUAUUGAUGGUUCAGAGUCGACUGAUAUUGAUGGUUCGCGUCAAAAUACUCACAAUAGAUUCCUUUCAAUUCCAGUUUACAUACGAAUAAAAGAUGUCAAUGACAAUUCCCCAACUUUCACCUCUCGUGAUUAUGAAGGUUCAAUAUUUGGACAUUUUGAUGGUUCUCCUUCAUUGAAUCGUAUUCCUGUUCUUCAAGUAAGUGCUGUUGAUCCUGAUGAAGGAAUUAAUGGUCAAGUAGCUUAUAGAAUCGUAUCUGGCAAUACUCGAAAUGUUUUUGACAUUGAUCGAGCAACUGGAAUGAUUUAUGCAGUCAAAUCACCUCUCGAAGUUAAUGGUAACGUUAAAGAAUACAAAUUGCGAAUUGAAGCUCGAGAUCAAUCUGGUUCAGGACCAUUUUUCGACGAAACACAUGUCAAGAUCAAAGUUAUUGAAAUGAAUCGACACAAGCCUAAGUUUAUUAUUCCUUCAAGCCCAACAAUUGCCUUUUUGGAAAACCAAAAACCAGGAACAAAAGUAAUCCGAGUUGAGGCUUAUGAUGAAGAUAACGGCCAUAACGGAGUUGUUCGUUAUUCAUUUAAAAAGGAUGCUUCAACUAAUGUACAAGAAACUGAUGAAUUCCGUAUUGAUUCCGAUUCGGGUUUGAUAACUUCUAAAAUAUCCUUUGACAGAGAACAACAUGAUUCAUAUGAAUUAGUCUUAUCAGUUGUAGAUUAUAUGGGAGAGCCUCAGUCAUUUGAAAAUCUUCAAAAGCUAACAGUGAAAAUUAAAGACAUGGAUGACAAUAAACCUGAAUUUACUCGCCAUAGUAAUACUGAUGAAACAUACUUAUUUACCAUUCCAGAAAAUCAGCCCAGAGGAAGUUUAAUUGGUAAACUAUUAGCCAUUGACCGAGAUGUAAUAGAUAAACGAAUCUAUUAUUAUAUUGUUGGAACUAAUGGAGCUCCAGGAGAGUUUCACAUUGAUCGAUCUACUGGGCAGCUUUUUAGUAAUAUCUCGUUUGACCGUGAAGUUCAACAAGACUAUUAUCUGGUAAUCAAAGCUUCUUCAAGUCCUGAUUUAUCCUUUAGCGAUGUUUCUUCACCAAACGAGCUAUUACCAUCAUAUAGUGAAUUCAAUUCAUUGUUGAAUCGCUCUGGUGAUCUUCGCAAAGUUGCAGAUAAAGAAUCUAUAAAAUCUCGCCUUUACGACCCAGAUGAUUUAUCUUUAGCACUGGUCCAUGUGAUAAUUAGUGAUUUAAAUGAUAAUAAACCCACCUUCAGCAAACCCAUCUAUCGAGCUGGAAUAAAUCAUCGUGCUGAAAUUGGUCGAGCUUUAUCAGUUUCAAUUAAAGCUUUUGAUCCUGACCAAGGAGUAAAUUCAAGUCUUGUUUACACAAUUUCAUCAAUUGAUUUGUAUCGUAAAGGUUAUGAUUCGCCUGAUACUCCUGUUCGUCCAAUUCCAUCUCCGUUUACAAUUGAUGCUGAAUCAGGUAAAAUAGUAACUGCUCAUUUAAUGGCUCAAUAUUCAGUUGGAUCAAGAUUUAUACUUCAUCUCGAAGCUCGUGAAAAAGCAUCACCUCAUAGGACAGCAACAUCAAAAGUUUACCUUUGGGUUUACGAUGAGUCAAAGUUAAUCAAAGUAACUAUUCGCAUGAAACCCGAGGCAAUAAAUGCUCGUAAAGAUGAAAUUGAAGAGCUGCUAUGCAAUGCAACUGAUUCACGUACAAUAAUCAAUGAUAUAAGGUAUCAUUAUAGCUCAAAAAUUGGUCGUCCAGUCAAAAUAUGGUCCGAUGUUUAUGCUCUUGUUGUUGAUGACAGAACCUACACAAACUUAAGCCCUUCACGAAUAAUAGCCAAAUUAGAUUCGCGAGCCGAUUUAUUAUCUAGUGAAAAUCAAAUAAUGAUUGAAGAAAUAUCAUUAGCAGGAUCAUCUGGCCAAUCUAGAUCAUCCUUCCUUUAUUCAGAUAUUGAAGAUAUGGAUUUAAUUUCAAUAGUUUUAAUGGUUCUUGUCCUUUUAUUGAUUGUUGGGUUCCUUUCAAUGGCUGUUGGUUGUUGCUGCCUAAGAACCUGGUAUCAUCAUAAAUUAAUUGAAUCAGCGUCAAAAGCAGCUUACAAAGCCAAGGUUUCUGCUAUGAAAGGUCUUAACAAUGUAAAUAAUCAAAACCAAGCACCAGAAUCACCUCAAAGUGUCCACGGAAGUAGCCUUCACUUAGCUCCUGGACUAUCCGGCCAAGAAACAGCUAAAUCAAGAUGGAGAAAACCAAAAAGCGUUUCCAAUGCUGAUAAGAGACAACAAGUUCCAACCAAUAAUGCAACUAACACGGGCAAUCGAACAUCAGCCAAAGAAAAUCCUUUAUGGUCUGAGACAGGCUUCAAGCUUUACGAAGAACAGGAAUUAUCUUAUCGAGUUGGUCCUUCAAUAGGUUUAGGUUCAAUUUACGAUGGUUUACCAGAGACAACCUCGAUUUCAACUGCUAAUCUAUUACCAGAAACUGAAUCCAACCAUUACACAUCACUCGCAGCUACUUUACGAACUCGUGUUCGACAGCGUGUACCACCAAUCCCGACAGUAACAGCACCAGCAACAAAUUCAUCCGAAGCUCAUGAAUACCAUGAGUUGGGAGCAAAUCAUCAUAACUCACCAGAUAAUAACGACACUUCAGGUUUAGUUGAAGGGGAAGUCAGUCAAUUCGAACCUCAGAGGUUGGGUCAUCUAUUGUAAUCAUUUAUUGUAAAUAACACAAUUUAGUUAAUGAAA